AUGCCGCACUCCUUUCUUCCAUUAGAUGGCGAGGAAACGAACACUGCAAGGGAGCCAUUUGGAGACCUGGCACCCUGGGCCGAGCCGGCCUGGUAUAAUCAACUAGAGAGCGUCUAUUACAACGAAAGCCACAGGAAACUCCGAACCUAUGCACGGGAGUUUAUUGAGAAACACGCACUUCCGUUCGCGAAGGACUGGGAAGCCGCAGGAGAAGCACCUCGAGCCGCCAGAGAAGCUUGGGUCCAGUCAGGACUGGCCUUCUUGGACGUGCCUCAAGAGUACCGGCCCAAACAUCUUCUUGCUGUCGCCGGCAUACCGCAUUAUCAAUUAGAUGCGUUCCACCAACUCAUUCUCUGGGACGAGAUUUCGAGGCUGCCCAGUGGUGUGGCUCUGGCUCUUGCCGGUGCUUCUGUCGUGGGAGCUCCGCCUAUCAUCGCGGCCGGCACAGAGGAGCAGAAGCGCCGCUGGCUGCCUGGUUUGUUCGACUGGAGCACCAGCUUCUGCUUAGGCAUCACUGAGGCCACAGCGGGCAGUGACGUGAGUGCUAUACGGACCAUAGCGCGCAGAACUCCCGAUGGAAAGGGGUACGUUGUGUCUGGUCACAAAAAGUGGGUGACUGGCGCGCCGUGGGCAACGCACAUGGUCGCUGCCGUGCGAACUGGAGAAAGUCCAGGAAUGAAAGGCAUAUCCCUGCUGGUGAUACCGAUGAAUGCGAAGGGUGUGUCGCAAAAGAAGAUACACAACUCGGGACACAACGCUGGCGGAUCCUCGUGGGUCUAUCUAGAAGAUGUUACUGUUCCGGCCGAGAACCUGCUGGGCUCAGAAAAUGCAGGCUUUUCGAUCAUCAUGUCAAAUUUCAACAAGGAGCGUGUGGUACUGGCGGUAGACUGCAACAGACAGGCGAGGAUGUGUCUCAGCGAGGCAUUAGCUUACGCGCACGAACGCGAGACUUUCGGCCAGCCACUGGCAUCACAUCAGAUUAUCCGAAGCAAACUCGCAACACUGGCCAGAGAGGUGGACGCGCACUGGGCCUGGCUGGAGCAGGUCAUCUACCAUGUCAGCAAGCGUGGAUGGCAGGCCAAGGAGCUGGGUGGAGUCAUUGCUCUGGUGAAGAUACACGGUGCCAGGGUGGUCGAGCUGGCGGCGAGGGAAAGCCAGCAGGUCCUCGGCGGGAGAGGUUUCGAGAAGGGGCUCACUUUCACGGAGCAAGUCACCCGUGAUCUACGACUCAAGGUCAUAGGGGGCGGGAGUGAAGAGAUACUGAACGACCUGGCCUGGCGAGAAGAGCACAAACUGUCUCAUAGGCGAGGAGCGAAACUGUGA
This is a messenger RNA of Diaporthe amygdali, 1323 nucleotides long. RefSeq lists its product as uncharacterized. Gene Ontology annotation, molecular function: flavin adenine dinucleotide binding; acyl-CoA dehydrogenase activity. The transcript is spliced from 2 exons. The record is from RefSeq and is a predicted model, not a curated record. Bases 1 to 1323 code for a protein of 440 amino acids. NCBI's taxonomy places the organism in Eukaryota, Fungi, Ascomycota, Sordariomycetes, Diaporthales, Diaporthaceae.